CUGGAGCAGAUCUCCUCCGCGCCGCCCGCUUCCAGACAAUAGCUGGGGAAGGGAAUGGGCGCUGGGUUUAGACCUUCCCCGACUGGGAUAGGGGCCAGGCUGGCCAGAGAAGCCUCCUAAACGCUUGUCUCCUUUCCAUACAGUGCGGCCCCUCCUGCCCUGCCCCUGCUCUGAGCAUGAUGGACCUGAAGGUGGACGAAGAGGAGGUGGAAAAUGGGCAGCCGGUCAGCAUCGAGGCAUUCGCCAGCAGUUCCACGCUGCACGGCCUGUCCCACAUCUUCUCCUACGAGCGCCUCUCUAUCAAGCGCAUCUUCUGGAUCCUGUGUUUCCUGGGCUCCUUGGCAGUGCUGGUCUUCGUCUGCAAUGAGAGGAUCCAGUACUACUUUCGCUACCCUCACGUCACCAAGCUGGACGAGGUGGCUGCCACCCACAUGACCUUCCCAGCCAUCACCUUCUGCAACCUCAACGAGUUUCGCUUCAGCCGGGUGACCAAGAACGACUUGUACCAUGCUGGGGAGCUCCUCGCCCUGCUCAAUAGCAGGUACGAGAUUCCGGACACCCAAAUGGCUGAUGAGAAACAGCUGGAGAUCCUGCAGGAGAAGGCAAACUUCCGCAACUUCAAGCCCAAACCUUUUAACAUGCGGGAGUUCUCGGACCGAGCUGGCCAUGAUAUCCAGGAAAUGCUGCUCUCCUGUUUGUUCCGUGGGGAGCCAUGUGGUCCCGCUGACUUUAAAGUGGUUUUCACACGCUAUGGAAAAUGCUACACCUUCAAUUCUGGCCAGCCUGACAGGCCACCCCUCAUCACCAUGAAGGGGGGGACUGGCAAUGGCUUGGAGAUCAUGCUGGACAUUCAACAGGAUGAAUACCUCCCGGUCUGGGGAGAGACAGAUGAGACGUCCUUCGAAGCUGGGAUUAAAGUGCAGAUCCACAGCCAGGAUGAGCCACCUUUCAUUGACCAGCUGGGAUUUGGGGUGGCACCUGGCUUCCAAACAUUUGUGUCCUGCCAAGAGCAGCGGCUUAUCUACCUUCCUCCACCCUGGGGUGACUGCAAGUCAGUGACAGUGGAGUCUGAAUUCUAUGAUACCUAUAGCAUCACUGCUUGCCGCAUAGACUGUGAAACCCGCUACUUGGUGGAGAACUGCAACUGUCGUAUGGUGCAUAUGCCUGGUGAUGCCCCGUACUGCACCCCUGAACAGUACAAGGAAUGUGCAGAUCCAGCCCUUGACUUCUUGGUAGAGCGAGACAACGACUAUUGUGUAUGUGAGAUGCCCUGCAACGUCACACGCUAUGGUAAAGAGCUGUCCAUGGUGAAGAUCCCCAGCAAGGCCUCAGCCAAGUACUUGGCCAAGAAAUACAACAAGAGUGAACAGUACAUUGGGGAGAACAUCCUAGUACUGGACAUUUUCUUUGAGGCUUUGAACUAUGAAACUAUUGAGCAGAAGAAAGCAUAUGAAGUAGCUGGACUGCUGGGUGACAUUGGGGGACAGAUGGGGCUGUUCAUUGGGGCCAGUUUACUGACUGUCCUUGAGCUUUUUGACUAUGCCUAUGAGGUUAUUAAGUACCAUCUCUGUCGCCGUGACAAGUGCCAGAAGAAACACAAAGGGAACAACAGUGACAAGGGUGUUGCCCUGAGCCUGGAUGAUGUUAAGCGUCAUAAUCCAUGUGAGAAUAUCCGAGGCCAUCCAGCAGGCAUGACAUACGCAGCCAACAUCCUACCUCACCACCCAGCCCGAGGAACUUUUGAGGACUUUACCUGUUAACUGACAACUGGAUGUACAACUAACACUACCAAAGGGAAGGGCCCAUGCUGAGCAGCUUUGGCCCAGCCCAUGGACCUGCCAACCUUUUGCAGGGCCUCUAUCUCAGACUCCUGGGGAGGCAGCAGAAUCCAGCCUCUCCUCACCCACCCGCCCCAGGCCAAUGCAGCGAUACGCACAUGGAGCCAGCUGGACAGAGGUGAGGCUUAACUGCCAGACCCACUCCAGUUUCUGCUCUUGUUCCAAUGAGGCCCUUGGACUUUUAACAUAGCAGAAGUGCUGCUGGGAGAACCCCCUGCAGUAUCAAGUGGAGGUGAGGGCACAGCCUUCCCCAGUCCACAAACACUGAAGUCUUAACUGUGUGUCCCUCCUUCUGUAUCUGUCAUGCUCCCUAACCACAGCAAGCCUUCUGUGGCAGUGGCCAUUGUGUGCAAAGUCCUCUCUCUCUUUUAAUCCGAAUGCCAAGAAGAACUUACAGGAACAGAUAGAGCCAGACUGUUUCUGCGGCAUUCUGUUUGUAGAGGCUACUUACCUAUCCAAGGAAGUGCUGCUUCAGUUCUCUUCCCCUUCCCACCAUCUGGCUGUGCACUAUGGGAGGCCAAUGGUCAGAGCCUUCCCUGGAGCAAGACUGCGAUUCAACUGUGAGAGCCACUUCCAUAGGAUGUGUCAUCAUCUGCUCAUCUCAUCCAACUGGCAGCUUCUCAUUUGACGUGGCCUGGACUCUGCUCUUCCGUGAGCCCUAGCCUAUUCCAUCCAUCAUCCCAGUCCACCAUGAGAAAGGCAGGUAGCAAAGCUGUUCCAAAGGUUAAAACAUUCGCAUGAUGAGCUGCCUGGGCCCCUUCUGUGCAUGUUAUUAGGAAAGAUGUGACAAUUCUUAAGUAGUGAAGUUCAGAGACAAGUCUGCCAUUUUACAGAAUUCUCAGUCAUGUACAAAAGAGAUUGUUUUCAAAGAAGUCACGCUUCAGGGUCUGUAGCUGCUAAUAGGAGAAGAAAGCAAUGCACCUGACUUUUGAUCUGGGCUUUCCUCUUUAUUUCCCAUGAUGACAUGGCAACAUUCAGGGUAUUCCUGCAGGCAGAAAUAAUGCACCAACGUUACUUUGGCUGUCAGAAGCUUAUCACUCGCUUCGGCUAGAAAGAACAGAAGGGACUUUCAGGGUAAUGAAAAGGGUAGUUUGCUUUAGUACAGUGUGGAAAAGAUAUUGCCCCUUAGCUUUUAAGGGCAAAAAUACUUUCUUAUCACUUUCAGCCAAGAUUCUGGGGGCAAGGAUUAAGAUACCGCUCUGAGACAUAAACAGAGGGUCUCCAAGCAAAAUGCAUACUAAUGAUGCAAAGCAAUUCUUUAUUAUGCAUUAUCAGCAUACAGCAAAAUAAAAGAACAAUUAUGGGAAGAUGUUUCUCUGGAACAACUUGACAAGUCAGACUGUUUUCUCUUAAAGAAACUUCAAGUCCUGUUUUGCAACAGUCACAUUACAACCUAACUUUGAAGUCAGAGUCAGCUAGUUAGUUUUGCAGCCACUUAGCCAUGAUACUGAUAGUCAAGCCAAGAUGAAUGGUUCGCAUUGGGAAAGAGCAUUUGCAGGCUGGAAAUGAUGGUGGGCAUUCUAGUGAAGCCAUGGGUCAGGGAGGGUGGCAUGGGCUUCCUUUUUGUAGCAACUGCUUUUGUCUUGUCUUAUCUAUACAACCUGUCCAUAGUGCCUGACAUUUCUCCACCUGAGAAAGGCAGAGACAUUAAAAUGGAGGUCUGACCUCUCCCCUAAUUCCUGAAUAGCCGCCAUUUCAACCCACAUUAAGAAGAACCCAGACCUGUGGUCCUGAGAUGGCUGACUGCACAGCCUAAUCAAGAGACUGAUGUCACCAUCAGUGAAGGCUUGUCUGACAUUUCCUUCUGCAAAGAUGAACUGACAUGAGCUUGUCUUGUAAGUAUUGUACUUACUGUAUUCCAAGCCAUCCCAGAGAAAAGCCCUUCAGAAUUUUGUAUUAGGCCACAGUUUGAUAAGACUGGGAAUCAGAAACAGCAGUGUCUUCCUCACCCUAACCUUUAAAGUCUGCUUCUGGUAGUGAUGUGGUUAAUGUACUUUCUUCUCCAUCGUUGUUAAUUCAGCCACCCUCCAAGGAGCCCAGAUCAACAUUGCUGUCCAACCUGUGAUACACACCUAUUGGAAUCUGGACAGGCUAUGUUUGGGGAGGAAUCUUAAAACUCAGAAAAGUGAGCCUGGAUUACCUGGGAUCAUCUAUGGUGUACCGAUGCAUGUUAAGUGCUGCAGUGUAGCAGGAGAUAAGGUCUACACUUUCUCUAUGCUUUAUGAGCGUACAAAUAUAAAGAGAAAUGGGAAACAAAUGACCUUUUGAUUACAUUAAGGGAAUUAACUUCAAGGACUGAAGAAGAAAUAAGCUUCUGUGAAUUUCCAGGUGUCCAUUCACAACACCAAAGGGUCUUGAUGGUACCUGGACCUCUUACUCCCUCUGCCACAUAAACAAACUGUAUUAAAACUGCCUCUAAGACUCAAAGCUGCCAGAUGGGGAGAAGCCCAUGGUUACUGUUUUUUUUUGCUUUUGAGGAAAUCAUUCCCCUCUCAGCCUGGGUCACAAACAUAGCAUCCUAGUGCCUGCCUCAGUCUCUGGCACAUCCAGCCUCUUUUUCUUAACAUUAUUAACUUAGACCUGCUUCAUGUGCAGCACCCAGGGCCAAAGUUCUCCUUAUCUUUAAGAGCUUUUGCAAUAAAAUUGCUCUCUUGUUUUUUUAAGCUUUA
Candoia aspera is the source of this 4507-nucleotide messenger RNA. RefSeq names its product acid sensing ion channel subunit 1 (gene ASIC1). Gene Ontology annotation, molecular function: ligand-gated sodium channel activity. Gene Ontology annotation, cellular component: plasma membrane. Lineage: Eukaryota; Metazoa; Chordata; Lepidosauria; Squamata; Candoiidae. The record is from RefSeq and is a predicted model, not a curated record. Bases 177 to 1760 code for a protein of 527 amino acids. The transcript has 11 exons. Gene Ontology annotation, biological process: sodium ion transmembrane transport.